Messenger RNA from Porites evermanni, 541 nucleotides. NCBI's taxonomy places the organism in Eukaryota, Metazoa, Cnidaria, Anthozoa, Scleractinia, Poritidae. The record is from the annotation of a GenBank genome assembly.
AUGAAGUUACUGCAGUCUCAAGGAAAGACUAAUCUGGUGUACAGAUUUGCUUAUGUAAUUGACACAGCACGUCCUGAAUCUGAUGAGUCUUUACUGCCUCUGAACCGAACGCCGUUUGGUUGGAUUGAAUAUCAAAUUGUCUUCUUCUCGUCCACAAAUAUCAGUCAGGUUAGUUUCACAGUGCCAGUUGUGUUAAUCUGCAUUACUGUAAUCUUAUGUAUCUGAUAAAAAUGUAUUGAUUAACGAGAUGAAAUUCUCUUUGAGCAGGUUGAAAGCAUCUUUACAGAUUUAUUUGUGAUGACUUCAGUGGGGCUGUUAACUUGAAUGUACGUUUGUGGGAUGGACAAAAUGAGUAUUAUAUAGCCCUUCCUAUCAGGAAAAAAUAAGUCUCAAUAAAUUUAAUUGAGUUUGUAUAGGUUUGAGAAUUAUUUUCUCUUUCACUGUCUCAUAAUUUUUUUCUUGUUUGUUUGUAUUUUAGGCAAAGGUGCCCGACGAUUUUGCCAUGUGGCAAGAGACUAUGUGCUCAGAGUUUCCAUCGUGA